AUGGGGUCGGGACAAAGGUGCUGGGCGCACCCACAAUGCUUCGGGCGGUGCUGGUUAUGGCGUCGCCCCUGGCGCCCCGAUCGUGCGGGCCGAGAGAAUAAGGACCGCUGGGAGGAGCGGGGGGACCGCAAGGCCCGGGAGCCCCUGGUGGAAAAGAAGCGGCACACGCGGAUCAAUGAGAGCCUGCAGGAGCUGCGGCAGCUGCUGGCGGGCACCGAGGUGCAGGCCAAGCUGGAGAACGCCGAGGAGCUGGAGCUGACGGUGCGGCGCGUGCAGGGAGUGCUGCAGGGCAGGGCUCGUGGGCACGAGCAGCUGAAGGCAGAAACCAGCGAGAGCUUCGCUGCUGGCUACAUCCAGUGCAUGCAUGAGGUGCACAUGUUCGUAUCCACGUGCCAGGCCAUCAAUGCCACCGUCGCCGUCCAGCUCCUGAACCCCCUGCUUCAGUCCAUGCCCCUGCGAGAAGGCAGCAGCUUCCGGGAUUUGCUGGGGGAUGCUCUGGCCGGGCCCCCGGGAGACCCUAGGUGAAGCAGCUGGCUCACAGGAGGGGCUGAUAUCCCCUUCCAGUGCACUCCCUUGGAAGAGGCCUGGUUGCUGCUCUGCCACAAAGGGAACUGGUGGGAAGGCAAGAAAGCAGGGCCCUGUAACUAAUAAACAGGGUUAACAAAAGGGCA
Messenger RNA from Myotis brandtii (Brandt's bat), 671 nucleotides. Its product is annotated as transcription cofactor HES-6-like. Lineage: Eukaryota; Metazoa; Chordata; Mammalia; Chiroptera; Vespertilionidae. Bases 1 to 525 code for a protein of 174 amino acids. Gene Ontology annotation, molecular function: RNA polymerase II cis-regulatory region sequence-specific DNA binding; DNA-binding transcription factor activity, RNA polymerase II-specific; protein dimerization activity. Gene Ontology annotation, cellular component: nucleus. The transcript has 3 exons. The record is from RefSeq and is a predicted model, not a curated record. Gene Ontology annotation, biological process: anterior/posterior pattern specification; regulation of transcription by RNA polymerase II; regulation of neurogenesis.